AUGCGGGAGCUGAGAUAUCUUUCCGCGGGGGCGGAGGGUGGGGGCGGUGAGCCGCCGGUGGUGAGGACGCGCCAGGGGGCGGUGCGAGGCCGCCGCCAGGCGUCCAGCAAGGGCCGCCCCCUGCUCGCCUUCUACAACUUGCCGUACGCCAAGCCGCCCGUCGGGUCGCUGCGUUUCGCGGAUCCACAAGCGCCAGAUGGAUGGGUGCACAUCCGAGAUGCCACUGUCCGUGGGCCCGAUUGCAUACAGAACGACAACUUUUUCUUCAAUUCUGGAGUGUUUGGGUCUGAAGACUGCCUCUACCUCAACGUCUACACACCAGAGCUGUCACCUUCCAAUCCAUUGCCGGUCAUGUUUUGGGUUCAUGGAGGUGGAUUUAGCUAUGGAGGAGGCACAGUCUAUGGACCGGAUUUCCUCUUGAAUUAUGAUGUUGUAUUAGUAACUAUCAACUACCGACUCGGCACAUUAGGUUUUCUGAGCACCGAAGAUGAAGCUGCUCCCGGAAAUUUUGGUCUUAAAGACCAGGUGGCAGCGCUGCGUUGGGUGCAGGAGAACAUCGCAGCGUUUGGCGGAGACCCGAACAGAGUCACAAUCUUCGGCGAAAGCGCGGGGUCGGUCAGCGUACACUUCCUCGCUUUGUCACCGCUCGCCAGAGGUCUUUUCCACCGCGUCAUCAUGGAGAGCGGCUCCGCCCUGUCGCCCUGGUCGGUGGUGCCGAAGGGUGAGUCGGUGGCGAGCGCGCGGCAGGUGGCCGCCUCCCUGGGCUGCCCCUCGCAGCCCCACCCCGCCUUGGUCGACUGUCUGCGCGGCGUCGACGACGACGAGCUGCAGAUCGCCGAGACCCCCACCAGGGCCGUUGUGGAUGCUACAGCGCAUUCUUCAUUUCUUCCCCGCCACCCGUCACUCCUUGAGCCUGCUAAAGUGGACUGGAUGGUUGGCGUGAAUGAAAAUGAAGGAGGACUUUUCAGUGCAAGACUUUAUGCGAACAAUUCCGCGUGGAAAGAGAUCGAAAAUAGAUUGAGGGUAGUGAUACCAAAACAAAACGCAGACCUCGUUAUAGAAAAGAUUCGUGAAUUUUACUUUCCAUCUGGAGAUCUGUCUCCCAAGGGUAUAACUGACAUGUACUCUGAUGCCGCGUUUACAUGCGGUAGUGAUGAGACAGUCCGACGUUACAAAAACACGGCCUCUGUCUUCUAUUAUUAUUUUACCUACAGAGGAAAGUACAGGACAGCAGAUCCUUAUCGAAGAACUGACUUUGAUUUCGGUGCUGGACAUACAGAUGAAAUGUUCUACUUAUUUCCCAGAAACCCGUUCUAUCCGGAAGAUUACGAGUUACCAGACGAAGACAUGAAGAUGGUUGAAACAAUGACUAAGCUGUGGACAGAUUUCGCUAAAACUGGGAACCCAACUCCAGAUGGUGAUCCUGUAACAUGGCCGAAAGUUACAUCUGACGAUGAACCGGAGUACCUAGAGAUCGGCGAAGAGUUGAAAGCCAAGAGGGGUUUCACCAAGGAACGUAUUGAAUUCUGGCGAUCCCUAACUUCUUUGUGGGAUUCCGGAGUACAGGAAGACACUAAGGACGAACUGUAGUUGCGAGAAGUUAAGGCCAGAAGGAGAAUUUCUUAUUGUAUUUAACACACAAAUUAA
Messenger RNA from Schistocerca americana (American grasshopper), 1647 nucleotides. RefSeq names its product juvenile hormone esterase-like. The transcript is spliced from 11 exons. NCBI's taxonomy places the organism in Eukaryota, Metazoa, Arthropoda, Insecta, Orthoptera, Acrididae. The coding region runs from base 1 to 1590 and encodes 529 amino acids. The record is from RefSeq and is a predicted model, not a curated record.